ACGCACUGCGACUACGACCGGGAGUGUGUGUGGCUCGCAUCUCGCUGCUCGCCCAGGUCCUCGAGGGAUUGCUUGGGAGGCUCACGCAAUCAUCGUCCACGUACCACUCCCGCUGCACUUACUGACCACCACGCAUCCAAACUCAUCCUCACUGUCGCCUCCUCCUCCUCUCUCUUCCCCUACUACUACAAUACACUGCACCUUGCUUUUUAGACCGUGUCGAUAUUUCUCGAUCCCCUUUUGCACCGUCCUCUAUCCUCGCCCUGGCAUUGUUGUGAAUGGGCUAUACCUGGAACUCCAUUUGCCUUUCCGAUUGUGGCGAGGCAACUCGACUCGGGCUGUGCUCCGGCGACUGCGCCAGUUUUGUCACAGGCACUGGUAUCAGAUUGAUUUGAUCAAAUCAGAUUGACCCUCACACCUCUCUCCUGCUCGGUCCCUUGAGUCUUCGUCCUCGGGCCUCUCUCCUCUCCUCCCUCUCCUCUUCACCUUCUCGUCGGCCCAUUGACUGCAACAUCGAUUCCGCUCUGCAGCCAUGGCGGGGAACGCGCGGCCGCGCAUCCUCGACGAUGAGUUCGACUUCAAUGCCGCCGACCUCUCCAAACAAUUCGAGCAGUUGCUGCGCACGAGGAGGUUAAACGAACUCGAGGAGCAAGCCAGAACUCCUCGUUCUGCGUCUCCCCAUCUCGCACCUCCUGCUUCAUCGCACACCGCACACCACCCGAACUCCGCACCUGCGUCCGUCGCUCCCAGUUCUCGCUCUUCGCAACACCAACCGCCCACCUACACCUCUUUUCGCAGCUAUCCUAUCGUCCCUUCUCCUCCGCAAGAUGGUCCGUCGCUCAAGUUCAGAAAUCUGCUCCUGACCUUGUCUAUGACCCCCGUCAAGUAUGAAAACCCCGGUCUCCUGGACGAAGCAUUAACCCACGUCCCAAUUGAUCGAAUUUAUGUCGAGGCGGAAGAGGAACAUAAUCUGCUGAAAGCUCUGGCUGCCUCCAAAGGUGACAAUGUCAAACCAGAAUGGGGCUACCAGGACUGUGUCAUCAGGUCGCUUCUCAGGUGGUUUAAGCGAUCAUUUUUCUCAUUCGUGAAUAAUCCUCCUUGUUCCAGAUGCCAUGGUGCCACCGUCGCGCGAGGUCAGACGCCCACCACACCUGACGAAGUGGCCCGCGGAGCCACAAGGACCGAACUCUACCAGUGCACAAAUCCUGGUUGCCAGGCCUUUGAACGGUUUCCCCGGUACUCGGAGGUCUGGACCUUGCUCGAGACUCGGAGAGGUCGCGCAGGAGAGUUCGCCAACUGUUUCAGCAUGUUGUGCCGUGCUGCGGGCGCCCGAGUACGGUGGGUGUGGAACAGUGAAGAUCACGUAUGGACCGAGGUGUAUAGCGAGCAUCAACGGAGGUGGAUCCACGUCGACCCCUGUGAGGAAAUGUGGGAUAACCCGAGGGUAUAUACUGAAGGCUGGAAUCGCAAGAUUGCCUACUGUAUCGCCUUUUCCAACGACGGAGCUACCGAUGUCACCCGUCGAUAUGUCCGCAAUUCUCGCUACCACCUCCCCCGAACCCGCUGUCCUGAAGAGGUGUUGCUUUGGAUCAUGCAUGAGAUACGCAAAAUUCGACGAGAGAAUAUGGACAAACACGUAAGGAAUCAGUUGAUGCGCGAAGACGAAAGAGAAGAGCGGGAGCUUCGCAGCUAUGUGGCCCAAUCCUUGGCUAGUGACAUGAUCAGCUCGAUGCCUGGUCCCGUCAAUGCUGAGCGGCCUGACGAAGUGAAGCAUCCCGUCGACACUCAACAAGAGGUUCAGUGGUCCCAGCAACAGAUGGAUCAGUCGGGCCAGCGGUAACACCGGCGACCCGUGUCGUUCGAAAGGGCAUCGCUGCCCUUCUACAAUUUCCUUUGUCAUCCCUCUGCACGAUAACGUCGUUAUGCUCGAUCUGAUGAUACCACUUUUACAUUAUCCGAGGAUACUUACAGUGUCCAUACGCAUGCACGGUUCGAGGCGCUUUGGCGAGUCAAUACUGCAUUUUACGUGGCCCAAAUGACUACCAAGGGGGGAGGCUCUACAUUUUCAGGUCUCAUGGUUGGGCGGGGUUGCAUUUUGUUACAUCUACGAUCUACAGUCAAGAGGCAUUGCUCCUUCAUGGUGCAUUGGAGUUCGACGGUGUCACGUGCUAUGUGAACGAGAGUUAUGGGAAGCAUAUGCGUGUUUGGGUGGGAUUUGCAUUGCACGGCUGAGCAUGUUCUUUGAAGCAGCUGGGAAAUAUCUAGCCCGCGCGCCACCACAGGAUUGGAAAAUAUGUUCUGGAGCGGUCGAUUCGAUCAGAAGGAGACAGCCCGGCGAAAGCGAAAAUAGGAGUGUUGUUCCACGGGUCUAAUUGGCCAUGUGUAGAGAAGACAAAGACUCAAUACAGACUUGCACUGUCCGCCCGCGAGAAAGAUCUCCCUUCCUUGCCUGUCCGUAUCUUCCUUUGUCUCCUUCG
Molecule: messenger RNA, 2477 nt
Organism: Cladophialophora immunda
Lineage: Eukaryota; Fungi; Ascomycota; Eurotiomycetes; Chaetothyriales; Herpotrichiellaceae
Exons: 3
Coding region: 533-1840 (435 amino acids)
Biological process (GO): protein quality control for misfolded or incompletely synthesized proteins; glycoprotein catabolic process; protein deglycosylation
Cellular component (GO): nucleus; cytosol
Molecular function (GO): peptide-N4-(N-acetyl-beta-glucosaminyl)asparagine amidase activity
Source: RefSeq, a predicted model, not a curated record